Carya illinoinensis is the source of this 2243-nucleotide messenger RNA. RefSeq names its product DNA-binding protein SMUBP-2. The record is from RefSeq and is a predicted model, not a curated record. The transcript is spliced from 15 exons. Lineage: Eukaryota; Viridiplantae; Streptophyta; Magnoliopsida; Fagales; Juglandaceae. Gene Ontology annotation, molecular function: RNA binding; DNA binding; ATP hydrolysis activity. Bases 317 to 2056 code for a protein of 579 amino acids.
GACGCUGAGAUAUCAGCAUCAAUCAGCACAGGCGCGUCCAGAAACUUAGAGACUGCUCAAAAGAGGGGCUCCACUAUUCUCAAUUUGAAAUGUGUAGACGCUCAGUUCAAAAUGAAAGGGAAGAGGGAGGUGGGGGGGACUAAGAAAGAAGCAGCUUUGGUCAACUAAUAUGAGAAAGCCUGGAGUGAACAGAAUGCUGAAGUGGUAGUCUUUGGAUUGCUAUUAGAGCUGGUUGAGAAAAAAAUCUUGACUUUCUUUCGUCUGGAGUAGGCGAUGGAAGGACGAUCCGAUUCUGGCGUGAUGCGUGACAGGGCUAAUGGGGAAAACUCUUCUUGAGUUUCAAUCUACUAAAGGGGACGUUCUUCCUGCUCACAAGUUUGGCACACAUGACGUGGUUGUUUUAAGACCUAAUAAGGCUGAUUUGGGGUCUCCUGCACUUGGACAAGGUGUGGUUUACCGGUUAAAGGACUCUUCAAUCACUGUUGCUUUUGAUGACAUCCCAGAAGACGGUUUGAAUAGUCCCCUUCGUCUUGAGAAAGUGGCCAAUGAGGUGACAUACCAAAGGAUGAAGGAUGCCUUGGUACAAUUGAGUAAAGGUGUGCAGAAGGGACCUGCAGCUGAUCUCAUUCCUGUUUUAUUCGGGGAGAGCCCACCGACAGUGACCAAAAAGGAUGUCAAAUUCACCCCCUUCAACUCCAACCUUGAUAACUCUCAAAAAGAUGCCAUUUCAAAAGCCCUGUCAUCAAAGAAUAUAUUCUUGCUGCAUGGCCCUCCUGGAACUGGAAAAACCACAACUGUGGUGGAGAUUAUCUUACAAGAAGUGAAACGUGGAUCAAAGAUUCUUGCAUGUGCUGCUUCAAAUAUUGCUGUAGACAACAUUGUUGAGCGACUUGUUCCUCACAGAGUAAAUUUGGUGAGAUUGGGGCAUCCUGCACGUUUACUGCCUCAAGUAUUGGAGAGUGCGCUGGAUGCUCAGGUUUUACGGGGCGAUAAUAGUGCUUUGGCUAGUGACAUUCGGAAGGAAAUGAAGGUCUUAAAUGGGAAACUGUUGAAAACCAAAGACAAAAACACCAGGAGAGACAUCCAGAAAGAGCUUAGAACUCUUUCUAAAGAAGAGCGUAAAAGGCAGCAACUUGCUGUUACAGAUGUAAUUAAAAGAGCAGAUGUGGUGUUGGCAACCUUGACUGGGGCGUCUUCCCACAAGUUGGAUAACACUUCAUUUGACUUGGUGAUUAUUGAUGAAGCUGCUCAGGCACUUGAGAUAGCAUGCUGGAUAGCUCUACUAAAGGGUUCAAGAUGUAUACUUGCUGGUGACCAUCUUCAGCUUCCCCCAACAAUUCAAAGUGUUGAAGCUGAGAGGAAAGGUUUGGGAAGAACCCUAUUUGAACGCCUUGCAGACAUGUAUGGAAAUGAAGUCAUGUCAAUGCUCACCGUACAGUACCGCAUGCAUGAGCUUAUUAUGAAUUGGUCAUCUAAAGAGCUAUACAGCAGUAAGAUUAAAGCCCAUCCAAGUGUUGCUGCACAUAUGCUUUUUGAUCUUGAGGACGUGAAGAGAACCACUUCGACCGAACCCACCAUUCUUCUCAUAGACAUAGCUGGGUGUGAUAUGGACGAAAAGAAGGAUGAAGAAGAUAGCACAUUGAAUGAGGGUGAAGCAGAAGUUGCGAUUGCCCAUGCAAAGAGACUUGUUCAAAGUGGAGUCCGGGCUUCUGAUAUUGGUAUUAUUACCCCAUAUGCUGCACAGGUUGUGUUACUAAAGAUAUUGAAAAGCAAUGAAGAGAAACUAAAACACGUGGAAAUCUCAACAGUAGAUGGCUUCCAGGGACGAGAAAAGGAAGCUAUUAUUAUUUCCAUGGUUCGAUCAAACUCAAAGAAAGAGGUGGGGUUUCUGAGUGAUCGCAGGCGAAUGAAUGUGGCUGUGACACGGGCUAGAAGGCAAUGCUGUCUUGUCUGUGACACCGAAACAGUGAGUAGUGAUGGGUUCUUGAAACGAUUAAUUGAAUAUUUUGAGGAGCAUGGUGAGUAUCUAAGUGCCUCAGAGUAUCAAAAUGAAUAACUAAAGAAAACUUAAGGAAGAUAAUUUUAUAGUUCUUCUGGAUGAAAAGUUGUUUCAACUUGCUAUUUUUGACAUGCAAAGUUGUCUGGAAACUAGGCUGUAGCCUGUUGGACACAUCUUAUUCAUUUCUACCGUGCCUUGUGUUCAUUGUGUCAAAAGUAAAAGACCAAUUAUCUUUGCACUUUCA